AGUUUUUGUAUCUCAGCAAAAUGGCGGCUGCGCCGUCGAAUGCCGUCCAAAAUUUAAUUCAUGAUUUCGAGGAUUUUCACAAGAACCAUGAUGGGGUUCCAAUAUUUUUAUUGGAGGCGGGACCGAUUGAAGAAAAUAAGGAAGAAACAAAUAACAAACUAACACUCAUGAUAGAUAAUGAAUACGAAGUAGAAUUACAGUGUCCACCGGAUUAUCCCUCUCAUACUGAUGCUUUUUAUUUAAACACAAAGAGCACAUCGCUAUCUAUGUGGGCCAAUUCGGUUAAUGAGUUCCUUCUUGAUUCUCCUCAACCUCUUCGUAUUCAAAAUAUUCUAAAGAAGGCGGCUGAACUUUAUCACAAUGAUCGGGUAAGCACGGAGGAUGAAAUGGACGUGGACGAUGAAUGUGGUAUGGAUGACGACUCAGCAUUUACAACAGAUUGGGAGCUGAAGAUAGCGAGGUUAAAGAAGAGAUGGAGUCACAAAGAAAAAAUGAUUCGAGAAGAAAAAGAAUCAGGAAAAAUGAUGCACACAAUGGGUCGAGCAACUGCAGCUGAUAAUAUUCAACAAAUUUUCACAUCAUCAGCAGCAAGUGGAAUUUUAACCAACGAUCUAAUUGAUAUAAUGGCAACUUGUGAGGAAACAGGAAUUUCUGCCGAACCUAUAGACGACAACAUUUACAAUUGGCGAGUAAAACUAUCAUCAUUCGUUGACGUUUUGGGACAAGAAUUAGAGGAGGGAAUGAAGCGUUGGGGUUACAACUACAUUGAAUUAGAGUUGGACUUUGCAUUAGACCUAUAUCCGUUUUAUCCUCCAUUACUGCGAGUUGUCAGACCAAGAUUAGCAUCAUCUCUCAACCAACGAGUAACUAAUUUGGAUAUGCUUAAAUUGACUUACUGGGAACCAACUAGAUCAAUGAGAGACGUUCUAACAGACGUUCACAAAGUUCUUCAGAAAGUGGCAAGGAUCGACGUCGUAUCACCUCGAAACGACCCCGUGAAAUAUAGAUAUGGUGCUUAUCAUGACAUUGAACAUCACUUGCUGAAAUUGGCAAUUGUGACUGAGGUAAAUCCCAGAGCUUCUGCUGCCGUAAAUGAUUUACCUCAAGCUACACCGAAAUUAUCUCAUUCGAAGCAGUCGAAUGGAGGUACUAAAAGAGAAGAGUACUGGGCUGCUGGUACGGGAUAUGGACACAACAAACGGCCAGCUUGGGAUAUUCAAGCCCAUGUCGCAGCCCAAAAAGAAAAGGAUCGGCAAAUAGAAUCCGUUUUAAUUUCAAUUCUUAAGGAGUUGAAACUACUGUACGCAAAUCAUGCACCACAGUUAAAACCAAAGAAUGCAGCGAAAGAGAAAGAUUCUUCCGUGGAUCCAGUUGAAGACAUGUUGCACGUUCUUGAAGGAUCAGCCUUAAUUCCUUUUCUGGAGCAACAGCUUACUGCCGCUAAAUCUGUUUUGGAAAUGGGACGUCACACAGCAGUAUACAAGGCCAUAGUUGACGUUCUAAAAGAAAUUUCUUUACAACCAGCCCUAGUCCCUUUAUUAGCCAAACUACCUAAUCAGACACAAUCAAUCUAUGAGUUGUUGAAAGAGUUAGAGGAAAAGGCAAAUGUUAUGCUUACACAUAUUUGUAAAGCAGGUAAUGGUUCUAUACCUAAGCUAAAGAAUGUCCCAAAAAGUAAUUCGCCUUCUUUGAGUAAUUCUCGACGGCCGAAAAAGAUGAAAACUAGUCAAAGAAAAGUCAGUUCCUCUGAGACAAAAGGAGAAGAUGAAAAUACCUCAGAAGAUCAGACUCUAGAUGAGGAGAAGUUAGCAAGAGAUUUUGCUGCCUUAUUUAAUGAUGUGAAAGAAGCAUUUGAAAGAGUUGGUAUAGAAACUACUAUAACUCGUUCGUCAUCUUCCGAAGAAAGUGAUAAAGGAGAGCAAAAUUGUGAGGAACUUUACAAAAGUGCAUUGAAAGAUUGCAUCUUUUCCUCAAACGAUAUCGAAUUGGAUGGACCUAAUGUGCAUUACAAUGCGAAAGACUUUAAUAGAAAUCCAUCACCAUCUUCUUCGCAGGUUGUUCGAAUUGCUCAAGAACUGACGACGCUAGCUACUAGCUUACCCCUUGAAUUGUCCUCGUCAAUAUUUGUUCGUUCGGAUGAAGAGAAGAUGAGUUUGAUGAGGGCGCUUAUUACAGGUCCAGAAAAUACUCCAUAUGCCCACGGCUGUUUUCUGUUCGAUAUCUAUUUGCCUCAUAGAUAUCCCAAAGUGCCGCCUGUCGUAACUCUUCAGACAACUGGUGGAGGAACUGUACGCUUUAAUCCAAAUUUGUAUCAAUGUGGUAAGGUUUGUCUAUCUUUAUUGGGAACUUGGGAGGGUCAAGCAGGUGAACAGUGGAAUGAGACAACGUCCACUGUCCUUCAAGUUCUCGUAUCGAUACAAUCUCUUAUACUUGUCCCGGAACCAUAUUUCAAUGAACCCGGAUACGAACAGGAAAUCGGAACUGAAGCCGGAAAGAAGCAUUCGGCUGAUUAUAAUCUGGAUGUCCGAGUUAACACUAUAAAGUAUGCCAUGUUGGCUCAUUUAGCCCACCCUCCAUCAGGAUUUGAAGAUGUUAUUCGAGCACAUUUCUACUUGAAGAAAAAGAGAAUAUUAAAAGAAGUAGAGAAUUGGUGCCAGGCUUCACCUAAAUCUGGAAAAUUGGAAAGAGCUGUUGCUUCGCUCAGGACCGAAUUAGAAAAACUGAAAGCACCUGCAUCAUAUUAUAAACCGGCGAAAAAGAUGAAAAAGAGACGCGACUUAGACGCUCUCGUUCAGAACAAGAAGACGAGAAAGAAGAGAGGUCAACAUUCCCUUCUACGAGAUGCAUCGGAAUCUUCAGACAACGAAGAGUUUAGUGUCUGCGAAAAAUCUAUUCGAAGCAGCAGGAAAAGCAGCGGACGAACAUGCGGCUAUUGCGCCUUGGGACUGGCGAGCAUUUCACUGAUCUUUUUUGCUGUUCUUUUGUGGUUUACUAUGAAACUUAGUUACGAUAUUUCUACCUUACAAAAAGAACUAAAAGAGCAUCAGAGACUACCAAAGCCUACUGAACAACCAGUGCAAAGGACAUUUAAAAUGUUGACUGACCGCAUUUCGAGUAUUGAAAGACUAACAAACAAAACAAUUUCUGGACUUGCUCAUAGAACUGAUCGUCUAAAUUCCUCUAUUCUUAGCGUUAACACUGCACUAAAAAGGCAAUCGGCACCGAAAAUCGAUGAUUUGACGAAAGAACUCACAAAUUUGGGUAGCAAGUUGAAGAGUGUAGAAAAUGAUCUUCACGCUGCUCACUCAGAAAUUCAAAAAAUUUCUCAUAGGCUAGUGGUAAUGAAUAAUUCAUAUCACGAUGGUCUUCUAUCAGUCAAUCAAGAUAUAGAAUUGCUCAAGCUAAAAUUUGGGAAAGAUGAAUCUCAGGAUAUAAGAAAUGUUAGUGAAAUUGUGGCAAAAGCAUUAGAAAAUCACUUUGUAAGCAGCGAUGAAUUUGCGAACGAGAUUAAUCAAUUGCGAGAAAAUCUAAGAAAUUUAUCAGAUUUGAGUGCACCAGAUAUAAACCAAAGGACAAAAAGUGAUAUAAAAGAAUCAGCAUAUACAGAAGACAAAAAAUCUUCUGAUGCAACCGAUGAUAAUUUCACUUCACUUCCGAUAACCACUGUUUUGCAUCCUACAGGCUCAGAAAAAUUGAGGGAAUUUCUUUCAUCUUUAAAAUCUUCAAAGAACAACCUCAACAAAAAUAAUUUUGCAGUUAAACUUGAUGAUCUCGUUCAGUAUUCUGGCACCACAAAGGAACAUAUUACUCCCUACGACACUAAUCAUGAUGAGACAUUAGACAAAGAGGAACUUUACAAAUAUUUUCAGAUUAAGACGUGA
Molecule: messenger RNA, 3881 nt
Organism: Dimorphilus gyrociliatus
Lineage: Eukaryota; Metazoa; Annelida; Polychaeta; Dinophilidae
Source: the annotation of a GenBank genome assembly